AUGCCUUUUGCCAAACCCAAAAUACCGGUGUAUCCACGACCAGUAUCACCCAUCUGCGCGGACGAGAUACCUGUCUGCAAGGACACAAUAGUGUACUAUGGUGGCGCCGAAGGAUUUGAUGAGGAGGACAGGCACACGGAGACAAUUGCAACGAAGCGACGCAUUGAGAGCUAUGCAACUGCAUAUCUGCGGGGAGAGUCUCUAUUGAUCUCUGCCGCCCAGUUGAAGGGCCCUUUUGACAAUGGAUGGCAAAACCCAUGGAAAAGACGGAAGACAGCCACCAAUAUCAAGCACAAGACAGCACAGGACACGACAUGUGAGACUGUCCGCAAGCCUGCAAAACUAAGGACCUCGUCGUCUGCUGCACCUUCGAAGAGACAUGCAUUGCCACAGACCGCUGCCAAAGCAAUUGCGCAACCUGAACGUUCCGCCCAGAUCUCCUCUGAGACAACUCGUCGCGUGAUAUCACAGCAUCAUUCUUUGGGAGGCGGUGCCGGUGAGGUGCAUCCCAAGACACCAGGCCAACCUUGUUCGCAGGAGAAUCACAAAGUCGAGGAUUGGCUAAGGAAGAACGACUCCUAUAUGCAACCGGACUUUUCUCAGCCGUCCUUUUCCUCUCCGUUGGCGAAGAAAAGCCCAUACUCCAGAACGAAGGAAUGGGAGUCUGCACCGGGCGAGGUGGGCUUACCGCCGAUGCUGGAUGCCAUCGUCCAAGUUGCCAAAAGCAUGCGGCGCAGCAGCCAUUUUGGUACCAGCGAGUUGGUGCAAGACGGUCAAAAGAACGGGGCUUGUUCGCAAGCAGGGGUUAUACAGCCAGUCACUGGGACUAGAACGGCGAGGAAGUCCACGAGGAGCUCCUCCUGGCAUGCUGCAGGUCCACAGGAGAUGAACAAAUAUCGAAGCGACACCAUGGACGGCUUCAGGGCAAAGGGUGCAGUUUUGGAGACAAAGUCUACUUCAAUGCCUGCUGCCAGCAUACCUACUUUCUAUGCCAGCUCUGACAACCGCUACGACCAUCUAUCCAGCCAGCCUCGGCCUGAAAUUUCGACUCUCCCUCCUAGACAUGAUCCCAAUCAAGCAGUAGCGACAAAAGUGGUGAAGGCGGAGAGUCGGGGAGGUUCCAAUGCAGAAUCUGCUGUCGCAUCCUCACCCCUAUCUCUGGCACCAGAAAAUACACUGCCGAAUGAGCUUGAGGCCAUGCCGACAUAUACGAAAGAUCAAACCAACGCGAACACGAACACGAACACAACCAACGACCUCCCAUCUGCCCAGGUCUUACCACAACCAACUCUGCGGUCUAGGCGUUCCGAUAUGUCAAGCAAUGGGGACAUGCUUGAAUUGCCCAGGGGGCACGCGGUAUCGCAACUCAUUGGUGUCAAUACAAUUGAAAAAUCAGCCAGGCCAGCCGAGGUUGAGAUUGAGGCGAAAGCUGUGUGUGCCGGUCUGACAAGAUCUCGGACCCCAAGCCGCUGCGAACCCGCAGACGAGGAGCAUGUUGAUGCUGCGGAGGCACCCGCCAAUGAUACUUUGUAUUCACAUUCCACUGUGACUUCUAAAGUUCAUACCGCUACAGAGCCUAGCCCAGAGCAUGAUAGAAGUUCCCUGAAGAAGACGAGCUCAAUCUGUCGAGUGACAAAGAGCAGGAAAAAGGCGUCUUUCGUCGCAAGUGAACGGUCUCCGGGAUCAUCGCAAGGUUCUAUCAAAUCGGCUAUGAAAGUUGCGAAGCCCACUGUCUUGAGUCAGAACAGGAUGAAUUCGAAAUCAGCCUUGUCUCAGUCGCUUGGCUGUGACGAACGGGAUGGUGUGGAACAGACCUCACCCUGCAAUGCGAUGCGCGCUCCAAACUCAUCAAGGAUGAUGGCGGCGCCGAAAGGCAUACUCAAAUCAUCUCUGUCGGCGAAAGAGGAGCCGCCCAUCUCUUCAAGCAAAGCGGCCUCAUCUUGCUCGAAGCAGGACGCGCAACGAGCGAUGAGGCUUGACACGAUGGAGAAGCGGUCCGGGCUGAUUAACGAUGAAGACUUUGAUCUAGAUGCUGCGAUCGAUGACUUGGGCAGUUUCCUGGGUGUAUGGGACGCAGAAAAGGAAGCAGCGAGAUUGUCCAACGCAUCAGGACAGACUCACGUUGCCCAUGAGAGUGGGAUUUGA
Molecule: messenger RNA, 2145 nt
Organism: Capronia coronata CBS 617.96
Lineage: Eukaryota; Fungi; Ascomycota; Eurotiomycetes; Chaetothyriales; Herpotrichiellaceae
Exons: 1
Coding region: 1-2145 (714 amino acids)
Source: RefSeq, a predicted model, not a curated record